Messenger RNA from Symbiodinium sp. CCMP2592, 1080 nucleotides. The record is from the annotation of a GenBank genome assembly. NCBI's taxonomy places the organism in Eukaryota, Dinophyceae, Suessiales, Symbiodiniaceae.
AUGUCUGCUGAUGAGGUGCCGGUGAUUGACCUCUCCGCUUUUUUGAAAGAGUGGGAGGCAAUCCCUGCGGACAGGCGUGCAACGACGAAAGUGGAUGAGCUGCCUCAGGAGGCCCGGACCGUCGUCCGCGCCUGGCGCGAGGCAUUUGGCAAAUUUGGCUUCUGCCAUGCCAUUGGUCACGGCGUACCGGACGAAGUCAUCGAGAAUACCUAUGCCUGUGCUCGAAAAUUCUUCGGACUGCCCCUGGAGGAGAAGAUUCUCUCGGACACGGGCCGCCCGUACGGAAGCGCCGGCGGCGGCUUCAAGGCCCAGGGGGCGGAGAGCGUCAGCAAAACAGAGACUGCCAACCCGGGUGGCCAGGUUGCUGGCACGAAGACAGCGCGUCCGUCUGACAGAGUCGAGUCCAUGACGUACUUCGGCAAUGGCGACGAUGUCAUUCCCAAGGCCGUUCCGGAGUAUGCAGACGUCAUGGAGCGUUAUCGGAAGGAAGUGUUCCGACUUCUUCUUGGCUCCAUGGCGCUCACCGCCGCCGCCCUCGACCUGCCGUUGGGGCACUUCGAGCCUUUCUUCCCGACAGGGAAGCUCAGCACGAACGGGAACGUGAUGCGCUUGGCUUACUACCCGGCCUACAAGGAAGGGCAGGAGCCACUGCCGGGGCAGAUGCGGUAUGGUGAGCAUACCGACUACACAGGCUUCACCUUCUUGUGGCAAGACCACAACGUGUCUGGGCCGCAAACUGCCAGCAGCGGCCUGGAAGCACCUCCCGGGGGGCUUCAGGUCCGGAUGCCUGAUGGCUCCUAUGUGGACUGCCCCCCAAAGCCCAAAGCCUUUACGAUCAAUGCAGGCGACUUGAUUCAGGCUUGGACCAAUGAUGUCUUCUUGUCCAACUACCACCGUGUUGCGAAUCCUCCUCUUGGGGACCGUCAUGCUCGAAUCAGCAUUGUCUACUUCACUGGACCCACCCACGAUACGAUGGUAGAGCCCUUGCCAACGUGUGUCGGCCCAGACAGACCGGCAAGGUACUCUGCCAUUUCCGCAGGUGAGCACCUGAACAAGAAGUUGAAGGUGUCAAAUGUUUGA